Molecule: messenger RNA, 741 nt
Organism: Morchella importuna
Lineage: Eukaryota; Fungi; Ascomycota; Pezizomycetes; Pezizales; Morchellaceae
Exons: 1
Coding region: 1-741 (246 amino acids)
Source: RefSeq, a predicted model, not a curated record
AUGGCCAAACUUUUCACCAUAUUUACUCCCCUGGUGACCAUCAUCUUUAUCGCUCUCUUCAUUUGCCCUUCUACCGCUGGUAUCUCUGAGACCCCUCGUGACGUCAUCCCAAGGCGCCGUAUCAAAAGGUCGAGCAUGGCUCUUCGACAGCGAGCUCCCAUUUACACCCUCAGACGCCGAGAUCCUGUAAACCUUGACAGGGCUCCAGCCUGGGCCACAAAGCUACCCGGAGAUUUUAGCAACUCUAUUGGUCGGGAAACUGAAUUGGGUGCGGAAUUUGCUGGUUGCGUCACUUUACCCAAUGACGCCUCACCUUCGUUCAAUGGAACCUUACAUUCGUUUAAUGGCACCUUACCUUCGUCUAAUGGCACUCCACCUCCGUCCGAUAACAAUUUACCAACAUAUUCGGAUAUCCUUGAAGCCAAUAGGCAGCUUGAUUACAGGGGGAACCAGACUUGUGUCCCACCACAAGGCCUUGGUAACCAAGACGAGCAUCAUUGCGGCCCUCUCACAACUUUGGGGACGGCUACGAUAUAUUUCUGCGGCGCCCCUGGCAAGUUUGUCCCUUGCUCCUCGAUUGCAUCAGCGGUCCUGGCUUUCAACGCCGUCUGUGUGCAGCGUGAAGACGAUCAUUUCACAGAGAGGGGGUCUAUUGCUAUUCUUCCUGAAGGAUAUCCCGAGGAUAUUUCCCACCUGAGUUUUAUUGUUAUUGAUAGCCCAGGGCUUCUCGAUGAUGUGUAA